Spodoptera exigua (beet armyworm) is the source of this 2681-nucleotide messenger RNA. The record is from the annotation of a GenBank genome assembly. NCBI's taxonomy places the organism in Eukaryota, Metazoa, Arthropoda, Insecta, Lepidoptera, Noctuidae.
CCAUCUUUAAAAUACUGUGUUUUUUACUUUUACUUUUUUAUUCGGUGGACGAUUGGCAGCGGUGCAAGAAUAAUAACCCGGCAAGGAGUCGCCGUUUCGAUCUCCACUAUGGGCCAGCGUUACUUAAUCACUUUAUGUGCUAUGAUGCUCGUCUCGGUUGGCUAUUGCCAAACUGAAACGGAGCCCCCAACUACCGCGACGACUAAAUCUCCGGCUACCACCACUGUGGUGACUUCUACCACCACCGCGGCUUGGGAGACUGAGACCCUGAAUGAGGGGCAGGCCAUACAGAAGGCGCUGCAGUAUCUACUGCAGCAUCGCCAGCCAGAUUGGGGCUGGGGAAAUGACACGCACCAUGUUAUGCUGACACUGCAGUUGGCCAAUAACACUGGUAAGGAGAUUGAGCAGCAGGGUCUGGAGAUGCAGCUCUCAGCCAAGCAGAUGGAGAUCGAGAUUCUGCUAAUGAUGUCAAAACAUCACGAGUCUCCUCCUCCAUUGGGCCGCCUCGCUGCCUACACCCUGGCUCUCGGAGCUCUCUGCAAGGAUCCUCGGUCCUUCCACGGCCGAGAUCUAGUGGCUGCCCUCCUCCAUCGAGAGCCUCCCCAUGAUCUUGAGUUCGCCUACGCGACACUGGCUGCGUGUUCCUCAGCAGCCCAUGUUCGUCGCCGCCAUAUUCGAAGGCUCUUGGACAUUGCCAACGCUGCUUCUGACCAUAGUCUUGACACGAUCUCAAUGGUGAUCUUGGCGCUGCGCUGCGUGGUUCAGGACCACCGUCACCGCAGCCUCAUCCACUUCGUGCGCCGCCCCAUGGCUGGACUCGCAAGGCAACAACACACUGACGGCAGCUUCGGUACCCUUACCACUACCGCCUUGGCAAUUCAGGCCUUGGAAGAUUCUGAGUCAGGACCAGGAGCGCAUCAGCACUGGAGUUUCCCAGCGGCGCGCAAGUGGUUGGUGGAGAGGCAGCGAAGUGACGGUGGCUGGGGAGACGUGGCCAGCACUGCUGCAGCCGUGGCCGCCCUGACACCUGCCUCGCUGGCUGCUGUCCGCCCGCCACACUGUGCUGACAAACUCCUUGACAGCCGUCACGAACCUCUCGAUAGCAACGGUGGUGAUGGCACCCUGAAGCUGGCCUACCAAUCAGGCAGUACCAGCAACGAAUCGGAUGCUCGCAACGUAUCCUUCACUUACACCCUGUGGGUUGGAACCAAUGUCACCGAAAAUUAUACUUUGCACAUGGUCGCUCCCAGGAACAUAUCAUUCUUCCACGUGAUGCAAAUGGCAGCGGAGAUGCACCCAAAGUUCAAGUUUGAGGCGAGUGAGUGGCCCAACGGUCACUAUGUGCAUACGAUCGCGGGCCACAAGGAGGAACCUAUGGGUUAUCACUACUGGCUGCUCUACCGUCUGCCCGAGAAACCUGAUCCCGCCAGCCCUCCUGGCAAUCAGCUCGUCGCUCCAGUCGGUGUGGACGACUUAUUAGUUGAAGACGGAGAACAUUACCUGUUCUGGUACAAGAAGUUGUAAUUCUUCCACUGAUAUUACCCCAUCAGUUACCGCAAUGAUUGUUUAACUUCUGUCAUCGUAUAAUACCUUUGUUCCAUCUUCUCUUUUAAUUUAAUCUUUCUGUUCAAUCUGUCUAAAACUUAGCUGUAAGAUUCGCAGUCAUAAUAUCGUACGUAUUUCAAUAGGAAUAAUAGUUUUUAGGAGCAUAUUUAUCAAAUGAUUGUACCUUUAAUAAUAUAUUAACUCUGACUAUUUUUAACUUUCACAAUUUAGCUGUGGUCAAUUCUUUAAUGUUACUAGAAAUUUCAGGUUUCCUUACUGAACAUACGAUAAAUUUACGUACGCCUAUUUAUAUUCCAAACUUCAUAAAUACUUGUGAUUACUACUGGAGGUACUCAUAAUUGGUCCCAUUAUAGUACCCUGGGGAACUCUUACUUUGUCAGUGAAAUGUUAAUGUGGCCUUUAUUAUCUGAAGCUGACCACAUAGACUAAGUAGGUCCCAUGGCGGACACUCAAUUUAAUGUUUACUUAAUAACGCAUUAUAUUUUAGAAACAAUCUGUAUUCGAUAAUAUCAUAAUCAAUAAAUGAUAUCAUUAGAAAAAGUUAUCUAAGAUUUCCAUAUUCUCAAUGAAGACACUGUUUUUGUCGGCAAUACUUUGCAUGUGUUUGUUAGCAUGUACUAUAGCAUUUAGAUCAAUGUUAAGAUUCAUGUUAAAAUAAGCGAUUCUCAACUUAAAACAUUUUUAAUACCUUAACAUCGAGUUUAUGGAAAAAUGAAUGAUAAUAAUCACAUAAUUUAUAGAUAAACCAGGAUAAACUAUUCAAUAUAUUACAGAAUUUGAACAGAUUUCGUCAUAAAACUGUUAAUGGAAUAAAAUGUAUACUUAAUAGGGACUACAAGAAACAAACUACUCGUUUUAUCGUCUGUCCAAAGGAAUGCAAGUAAUUCAUAGGUCACGAAUAUGAAUGACAAGCGAAUGAUUGUUCAUAUUUCCAUAAACUGAUUGUCGAUUAUAAUUCUAGUUAUUAUAUUAUUAUACUGUGUAAUCUCGGAAACAAUAGAUUUUAAAACUAAUCAUUUUAGACGAGACUGAACGCAGUGUUAUCUAAUUGAAAUGCGUUAGAAUAACAUUUUUAUUGUACCUAUUGAAUGGUUCUUAAUAAAGUACGAAAAUAC